AUGCCCGUCCGGAUUUCGCCAUUGCGCGUAUCAAGAAGCCCGUUCACCACCAAAAAUGAUAUGGAAGCCGCCAGCCGCCUCCAACAGCAACACUACCAGCUCUUCAAAAACACGCGGAGAAUUCACUCACUCCAACGAGUUACAAAGACUGAAACUUAUCUUGCUGCAUUGCCUGCAAACCACCAAGCCCUUCUUGCAGAUUACAAAGGACACCUACGAGAUAUAAAAACCUGCAUAGAACGAAACCAUCGGAUCAUACAAUUGAUUAUCAAGGAUGUGGCAUACAUGUUUGAGAAUGUUGUAGCACCUCCUGAACCAGUUACGGUGAGCCCAAUGCCAGGAGUAGCAGACCUUGAAAAAGUUCAAGCAACUCUUAAGCAGUUUGUCCGUGACUGGAGCCAGGAGGGAGCUGCAGAACGUCAAGCAUGCUACCAGCCAAUUAUUGAUGAGAUUAUAGCCAAUUUUCCUCCUGAUCAGUGGUAAACAACCAUGCACAAAACCUGCUUUAUUUCCAGUUUGUGUAUUAUUCAUAUUGGGAUUGGCUUUGGAAUAAUCUUCAAAUUAUAUUACAAAUGUUGGGCCAACAGGCUCGCUCUUCCACCUUACCACUCAAUUUGAAAUUUGCAAGAAACAAAACUGUGGUAAAUUUUGUCUACAAUUGCAUUUGUAUUAUCAGGUUUUGUUUUGUUUAUUUUAUUUUAUAACAGCAUUCCAACAAAUAUACGAGUGCUUGUUCCUGGUGCUGGUUUAGGCAGGUUGGCUUAUGAAAUUGCACGGCGUGGUUACACUUGUCAAGGCAACGAAUUCAGCCUCUUCAUGUUAUUUGCAUCAAAUUUUGUCCUCAAUAGAUGUCGAGGCACAAACCUCCAUAAAGUGUAUCCCUGGGUGCAUCAAUUUGUAAACAACCUUGCUGCUGCUCAUCAGACAGAAGGUGUAUCAUUUCCUGAUAUCAACCCUGCAGAGCUUCCAAGCGAUGCACACUUUUCAAUGGCAGCAGGAGACUUCCUGGAGGUAUACACUGACAAUGAUGAGUGGGAUUGUGUUGCCACUUGCUUUUUUAUUGAUUGUGCCAAUAACAUUGUGGCCUUUAUAGAAACUAUUUACAACAUUAUUAAACCAGGUGGGUUAUGGAUUAAUUUAGGUCCACUUCUGUACCACUUUUCUGAUGUUCCUGAUGAAGACUCAAUUGAGCCAAGUUACGAAGUUGUUCGGGAUGUGAUUCAGAAGAUAGGAUUCACAAUUGAACCACUUACUGCCUCUCUUCAAACGAAUGAGGUUGAAUCAGGGAAUCAAAGUUCUUUUGUAACAACGGACUGUCCUAUGUCUCCAAGAUCACCAGCUCCUCCUGUGGAUGGUUUUCGAGAUUCUGGAUUUGAUUCAACAGUUAACUCUGCUUCAUCUGCUGUGGUUUGCCCAACCAGUAAAGAAUAG
This is a messenger RNA of Gryllus bimaculatus (two-spotted cricket), 1431 nucleotides long. The record is from the annotation of a GenBank genome assembly. NCBI's taxonomy places the organism in Eukaryota, Metazoa, Arthropoda, Insecta, Orthoptera, Gryllidae.